Durusdinium trenchii is the source of this 507-nucleotide messenger RNA. Lineage: Eukaryota; Dinophyceae; Suessiales; Symbiodiniaceae. The record is from the annotation of a GenBank genome assembly.
AUGCUGCUGAAACAUGGGCAGCAAGUGUUGCUCUGCAGAUACCCGGCGUAUGCCCAGAUGGUUCGUGUUCAAUACUUCUGCAAUCGCUUGAAAUCGCAAGGCGACUGCCAGCAGUUCUCCUCCGACUGGCAAGUGCCGCUUCGACAAGAAGAAGCCUUCAUGGACUCCUUGGCGUCCUUCUUAGACUGCCGGUUGGCCGCGGCGGCCAGGAGCUUGGUCCAGCCUGGAGUGACUUACUCUUCCUCUGGGCUGCAAUCGACCAGUCUGCACCUUUGGCAAGACGCUUGUCCACAAAGCUAUGUGGCUUCUUUGACGACUGCUGCCAACAUGUGGAAAGCCGUGAUCAAUGGCUACAGCGGCGGGCCCUUACUGGACCUGGUGCAGGUGAAUCGGUCUUUGCCUCCAAGCAACUUCGAGUUGGCGAUGAGCAACAUGUGCAUCGUGCCCGAGAAUAUGAAGUCCAGUGACGGGCAUUUGUUGGAGUUAGGUGCGUGGCUCGGCAGCUAG